This is a messenger RNA of Mytilus californianus (California mussel), 11111 nucleotides long. Its product is annotated as ribosomal protein S6 kinase alpha-5-like. The record is from RefSeq and is a predicted model, not a curated record. The transcript has 16 exons. Bases 77 to 2758 code for a protein of 893 amino acids. Gene Ontology annotation, molecular function: ATP binding; protein serine/threonine kinase activity; magnesium ion binding. NCBI's taxonomy places the organism in Eukaryota, Metazoa, Mollusca, Bivalvia, Mytilida, Mytilidae. Gene Ontology annotation, biological process: protein phosphorylation; regulation of DNA-templated transcription; intracellular signal transduction.
GAACAGUAUUAUGAGAAUGGAAACUGUCCAACUCUACAAGUGAUCUUCGAACGCAAAUUGCUGCAAAACAAAAGACAUGGCAACGACAGAAAAUGUCGAAGCGUCCUCUACGGAAGCAGAGACAGUCACAAUCGAGCUGAAGGAUGUGAACAUGACAGGCCAGGGAAAAGUUGCAAUGGCAGAUUUUGAAUUGUUAAAAGUUUUAGGAACAGGAGCUUAUGGGAAGGUGUUUUUGGUUAGAAAAAUAGGCGGUAAAGACGACAACAAGCUGUAUGCAAUGAAAGUUUUAAAGAAGGCAGCCAUAGUACAGAAAACAAAAACAACAGAACAUACUCGUACAGAAAGACAGGUGUUAGAGGCUAUCAGGGAAUCACCAUUUCUAGUCAAACUCCAUUAUGCAUUCCAAACUGAAGCUAAGCUGCACCUUAUACUAGAUUAUGUUAGUGGUGGUGAAUUGUUUACACAUUUAAAUUCAAAUGAACAGUUUGAGGAGAAAGAUGUAAGGGUUUACAUAGGAGAAAUUACUUUGGCAUUGGAAACAUUACACAAGCUUGGAAUUAUCUACAGAGAUAUAAAGCUUGAGAACAUUUUACUAGAUUCCUCUGGUCAUAUUGUACUCACAGAUUUUGGUCUCAGUAAAGAAUUUUUACCAACAGAUAAGUACCACAGAGCAUUUUCCUUUUGUGGCACUAUAGAAUACAUGGCUCCUGAGGUUGUUGAAGGCAGCAGUGGAGGGCAUGAUUUUGCUGUAGAUUGGUGGUCUCUAGGAGUCUUGACCUAUGAACUUUUAACUGGUGCUUCACCUUUCACAGUAGAAGGAGAAAGAAAUACACAGUCAGAAGUAUCAAGGAGAAUUUUAAAAGCAAGUCCUCCAAUACCAAAGUCAUUUUCUCCCGAAGCCAAAGACUUUAUACUUAAACUUCUAACUAAAGAUCCACAUGACAGACUUGGAUCUAGAGGAGCUGCAGAAGUUAAGAAACACAAGUUUUUUAAGACUCUAAAUUGGAAUGAACUGGCCCGUGGAAAUGCACCAGCUCCAUUUGUUCCAAAAAUACAGCAUGAAUUAGAUGUUAGGAACUUUGCCACAGAAUUUACCAACAUGAUACCUGCAGAUUCACCAGCUAUUGUUCCUAAUAAUGCAGAGAGAAUAUUUAAGGGUUAUUCGUAUGUAGCACCAUCUAUAAUAUUCAGUGAUAACACAAUCAGUUCAGAUUUACUGUGCAAAGGGAAGGAAAAUCAGCCCAGUGAAGGACAUAUAGUAUAUGCCAACCAUUUUAAAAGUUCACCAUUUUUCCAGAAAUAUGAAAUUGAUUUGUCUGGUAAACCGCUAGGAGAUGGGAGCUUUUCAGUUUGCAGGAAAUGCCUUCAAAAGGACACCAACACACAGUAUGCAGUAAAAAUAGUAACAAAACGUAUUGAUUGUACUAGAGAGGUCACAAUCCUUAAACACUGUCAAGGUCACCCAAAUAUAGUCACUAUAAUGGAUGUGUUCAGUGAUGAGUUACACACAUAUAUUGUAAUGGAGUUGUUAAAAGGAGGAGAAUUAUUAAACAGAUUAAGAAAGAAAAAGAAUUUUACAGAGCCUGAGGCCAGUGAAAUUAUGUUUAAACUUGUGCAAGCUGUUAGUUUUAUGCAUUCAAAAGGAGUUGUACAUAGAGACCUUAAACCAGAGAAUUUAAUAUUUCAAGAUGACACAGAUAAUGCAGAAAUAAAGAUAGUAGAUUUUGGUUUUGCACGAUUUUAUAAACCUGAGAUGCAGAAAUUGGAGACCCCGUGUUUCACUCUGCCAUAUGCAGCACCAGAAGUUUUGAAAACAUGGACAACAAAAGAUGGUUAUACUCAAUCGUGUGACUUGUGGAGUCUGGGUGUUAUUCUUUACACCAUGUUAUCGGGAACAGUGCCAUUUCAGACAUACAAAAAUGAAGACAGUGCUGAAUCCAUCAUGAAGAGAAUAAAGGGGGGACAGUUUGAUUUCUCCACACCAGAAUGGAAAGAUGUUUCAGAACAAGCUAAAGAUCUCAUUCAAGGAUUAUUAACAGUGGAACCAUCAAAGAGAUUAACUAUGGACGAUCUCAAAGACAAUGAAUGGCUAAAUAGACAUAAUAGUUCAUGUUACUCAUGUACCCCUCUGAGGACACCGGGUGUACUAAAUCAUACAGUUAAUAGUCAACUCAGCGUAACUUUAGGUGCCUUUCACAAAGCUACUCGGGAAGGUUUCAGACUACAGGAUGUGGCAAAAGCCCCUUUGGUUCUAAAACGUCGUAAAAUGAUGAAAAAUUCAGUAGAAGAUCGUAGUUUUUCUUCAGACAGCACUCAUUCCUCAAGUUCUGGCGAAUCAUCAAGUCAGUUGAAUUCUCAGCCAUCACCUAAGAGAAAUUUAUCAAAUUUAUCAAGCAUCUCUAGUGCAUCAAAUACCUCGUCUAUUUGUAGUACAGGGUUUGUGCCUCGCACUCAUACACCUGCCAACAUGAAUGAACAAGUCAAUGUUGCAGAAGAUGUUACAGUGGCAACAGAAGAAACUGGCAGUGCCUCAGAGUUGUUUCAGAGUAGUCGUGGAGAGAAACGAAAACAUUCAGACAAUUCCCAAGAGGAGAAUGAAGAGGAUGUAAUCGUGAUUGACGACAAUAGUGAAGAAUUCUCCGCUAGCGAGUCCGAGAGUUAUGUCGUUGAUACUGAUGAGGAGAUUGAGGAGGAAAGCAACGAAGAGGAUCAUCCUGAUGUGAAUCAUCGGACUAGUCCUAUUGUUAUAGAUGAUUAGUGUACUUUAUAGAUUAUAUUGUUGAAUUAUUAUAGCUUACAGAAUCCAAUACAGUUAGCCUGUACUGUACGAUAUGGCCGAAAUUCAUUUGAGAAUCAAAAAUUAAAUGAGUAUGGCAGCUCAGAUUAUUUUUUUUCCCAAUUUUAAAUGAGAGUUGUAUGAUAAUUAUUAUUACAACUUCUUAUCAUAUAAAAAAAGUAAAAAAUAAGCAAAAUCUAAGGUGAUUUGAGUUGAAACAUUCUUUAUCCAAACUUGAAUGAUGUUGAUUUUUCUUGUGAACUCAGCCUAUAUUUGUAACAGAAUAAGUGUUUAUUGUACUAUAUUAAUAUAGUAUUCUAACUAGGAUAUGUAAGAUCCUUGUUUUGACUUUGAUGACUAUGAAACAGACAUAUUAUUAGUCUUCAUGGUAAACUUUUGCAGCGACAGGACUCACACAUUGCAACAUUUUUGUAAAGAUUUUAUUGGCCUGUAGUAGUAAUUCUUACUGCCAAAUAAAAAUUUUACAAGCCUAUGCUGAAAGGGCUGUGGUCAAGGUGUUAUAUACCAAGAUAUGUAUGUAAUCUUAGAUCCCUGUUUUAUCUAUGAUGACUAGGAAUCGAACAACUAACAUAGACCUUAUCGCUAUCUGGAAAUCUACGCCGCUUGACCCGAGAAUCUGCGCCGGUUGAACUAUUCACGUCAUACAACAACCACUUUUCCAUUGUGGCAUCAGUUAUUUUCUAAUGUGACGUCAAAAUUUUACUUGAAACUGUGUGAUGUCCAGUAAUGGCGGACAAAUAGCGAUAAGGUGUAUUGUUAUACUAAGGUACAUACAUUUGUUAUACUAAGGUACAUAUUUGAUUCUGUAGGUUAUGUGGUUGUUGUUUGUCUUUCAUUCUUGGUGCAACUGUAAAUAUAAUCAAACAUUCCAUGACUUCAUUUCUCAUCAUAAGGCCAAGUAGAUUUUACACCUUUCCUUUCUUUAAAUCUGUGUUAUUUACUUUACUUUAUCCUGUUUGUGCAUGCUUACACAUGAGGCCAUCAGGGUUAAUUUUGAAAUUAAAAUUUGUAAACAUUACAAUUUAUAUUUUUUUUUAAAAUUUAUCAGACUUUUAUUAUCAAUAUUGUUGGUUGAUAUUGACCAGAACUCACAACGUUAUAUAGAUUUUUUGUGCAACCAUUGUCAAGAUGAAUACAUUAGGAUAUGUUCUGAAGAACACAAUCAAAAUUAUUAAUGAAUAUAUAAUUGACUCUAGUGAUGUUGAAUACAAAGAUUAAAAGAAGAAGAUGUUAGGCCACUAUUUUGAACCCUCAAUUUUAAAAAUAAUCAUUUGGUAAGGAUUUCUUUUAAUCAUUGUCAUUCAGUCAUUGACUGUUGGCAAAACAUAACCAAAAAAAUUACCAGUCUUAUACUUAUGGCCCUUAGAAAUAUCACUAACAUGAAAAAUGCUUUGUAAGCAUUCUAUUUGAUUUGAUGUUUCUUGACAGAUUUUGAAGAAAUUUCUAGGAAGGUUUAUAUUGGAAAUCAUAUUAGAAAAUCUGAAUUAUAGAUACAGUCAUUUUAUUUUGACAUUAAGGGGAUCAUUGCUGUUUAGAAGGUAAGUAUUUUGACAUCCCUCACUAGAAUCAUAAUAUGUAUAUUCAGAAGAUCAGUAUUAUAUUCUGUUUGUUCUUACAGCCUCAUUUUGAAAAAAACAUUAUGUAUCAUUACAAAAAAAUCAUUCUCAAGUUGUGAGUGGUUAAUAAACUGAAGAAUUUACCAAAAGCACAUAAUACAACAUAUCUGCUAUGAAUUUAGCAUACAUAUUUUUGUUUGUUUGAACUUUUAGAAAAGAUGUGCAUUUGAACAACAACAAAAACAAAAUUACAUUUUAACUUUACCUUUACGGUCAAAAUGGUGGUUUCAAAAGAAAAAGGUGUGCAGCCUCUUUCUGAAAUCACUUGGUGGUCCUUUCUUAAAAUCAUACUGAAAAAUAAUUUUAUAUUAUGAAAUUUUUUUUUUAAUGUACUACAAAUGUAAAAAUUGUGAAUAUCAUAAAAUAGACCCUUCAAAAAAAUAUAAUUGUGCAUAAAAAAUUAAUCUUUAUAUUCUUGGAUUGCUGUUGAAGAAAAUGAAAAUUUAUUUAAGAAAUACACUAGACAAGUACACUGAUUAAUAAUGUUAAGUUUAUAUGUUACUUUUUGAAUUUUUAUCUUAAAAUAUUUUCAACAUUGAAUAAAUCUCAAUAAAUUAAGCAGGAGAGACCUUUCUGUGUGUGCACACUUGUUAUUGUAACCAUCUCGCUUUUUGACUAUUUUGGCGAAUUGUUUUUAUUGUGUCACCUCUGUGACAUUUUUAUUUGCCAUGUAUGUAGCAUCUGAAAAUCUGACUAGAUUUCUCUUCAUGAGCAACCUUUGAAUUAAGCCUGGCUUGUAUCUUACAAAAUAUUGUACCGGUACUUAAAUUACGUCAGCAUUAUAGGCAUGAUAUCAUUAAGGACUAUAUUUUAUCUGGUAUGAGCCAUAGUAUUCUUUAUAUUUUUAAGACAGAGUCUGAGAUAGUUACAGUACAUGUAGUUCUUUGUUGUUUCUGCAUUCUACUUUUGUUAAGUCUUAUUGAUAAAAGUGCAUUGUUUUUACGCCACAGUUUUAGAAUAUGUAUAUAAAAAUGCUUGUAAAAAAAAUUGAAUUUUAAUUGAAAAUGUACUAUUUAAAGUUUUUGAAUAUUUGUACAUGUAUAUAAAGUGCACAUUUGUUAUUUAUAUAGAAAUCUUAUGUACCUUCCAUUUUCAAACUUCUUGUAUACAUGGCCAUUGAUUUGAUUAACUUGAUGUUUAAGCAAGUACUUCAUUUUUAGGGUCAAAUUGCAAUUACAUAUAAACAUACAUUAUUUUUCUAAUUGUCCUUUGCAAGACAAGCUGGGGUGAGAGGGGGAGGGGUUUGGUGUCUGUUGGUCCUUCCAAAAGUACUUGGUAGGAAUAUUUGUUGUCAUAUUCUCUUGACCAUGCUGUAUCAUCAGUUUGAAUUGACAAUUUUAAAAGGCUGUGAAGAUUUUUGAUGUGGUCUGCAAAGCUUUUUAUUAAAAUAAUCAUUUGUUUUGAAAUUUGUUCACAUUAAAGUGUGUUAGUUUCACAUAUAACCUUAUUUGAAACAUAGUUUCUGUGAUAGAAUUAUCCUUAUAAACUAAAUUUUCUGUGAUAUGAUUUCAUUUUCUGUUAUGUUGCCUUUUUGACAAUUAAAAAAAAAUAAUAGUACUUGUAUACUUAGCAGAGGACAAGUAGUUCAAAUUUUGGAAGGUACAAUUAGGUUUCUAUUUUAUAUUGUGCCUGGUCACACUAAAUUUUAUCUCUUCACCUUUAUAUAUUUGAAAUUUUAUAUUGAAUUGUAAAUAUGAUUUUACAUUUUUUAAUUUAAAGAUGUUAUCAGGUGUAGUCAAUGUGAUAUGUCUAUAGGUGUUUUUUUGUGAAGGACUGAUUACUUCAGGAAAGUAUUGUUGUCCUAGAAUAACCUGAUUGGGCAGGGUUUGAAUUUUAAUAGUGUUUCCUGUACUAUACUGUUAAUGAUAGAAUGAAAUUGGAAUUUUAUUACUGUUAGUGAUAUUUGUUAUGUUAGUUAAUUAUCUCUGUAAACUUUGAAGUACUUGAUUGGAUAGAGCUUACCUUUUCCCAGUAUUUCAAGUAGAGACUAAAGUAAUUAUUGUAUUACUAAAGUAGUCAAUGUAUUACUAAAGUAAUCAUUGAAUUACUAAAGUAAUCAUUGUAUUACUAAAGUAGUCAUUGAAUUACUAAAGUAAUCAUUGUAUUACUAAAGUAAUCAUUGUAUUACUAAAGUAAUCAGUGUAUUACUAAAGUAAUCAUUGUAUUACUUCAAAUUUUGACUUGAUCAGGCAUGCUGUUAAUGGCUGUGUAACUUUUAAAAAAAUAAAAAAUUUUAGUUGCUGAUUAAUUUACCAACAUGUUCAAUAAGGGUUUGUAUUACAUUGGUAUGACAGUAUUAUAUAGAUGAUUUAAAAUUAGUAUCAGUAUUUAUCCUUUCUCAAAUAGAACUUCAUUUAAUAACAUAGCAUUUUUAGCCAUAUUUAAGCCAUGCCUAUUCAGGUUAAGUUAAUUCAGUAUGGAAGUUUUGUCCAAGCUUGACAUUGACUUAAGUCACUACUUUUCAAGUCUAUGGGAAUUCUUAGAGAGUUGCCAAGCAACACAUUUAUUCUUGUAGUAGAUCAAAUGAAAUGUUAAAGUUAUAUACAAAUUUUGACAUUAAAUAUAAGAAGUAGUUACAUUUUCAUUUAUAUUGAUGUAUGGAAGUUUCAAAUAUUUUUUUGUUGGUAUUACGGUAUUUUGGUGCUCUCUUUUGAAAUUGAUAAUUUAAUAGAAUAACACUUCCGCUUUAGAGGAAAACUAUGAAAAUUUGUUCUUAGUUUGUUUUCUAGGAACAAUUCUAAGGAUGUUUCUUAACAUGAUGAGUAUGUAUGUACUGCAGUUUAAAUGUUGUUAGUGACUUCUCUUACCAGCGUAAAAAGACAAAUGAUGUACUAAAAUCUUGUUUUCAAAUUAGACUAUGACACUCUUUUUUUUUUAAUAUUUGAUAUAUAAAAAGUGUGAAAGGUAAGGGGUGUUUAUUUUUGACUAGAUUGGUCAUUCAAAAUUUUCAUAGGUGACAAAAAAAAGUCAUAUGUCUGUACUGUAUACAUACAAGCAUAAAUAAAUUGCAGCUCAGUCUUAUCUCAGGCCAGUUUAAACAAGAAUGUUUUCAACUUCAUUUUUUUUAUCUCUUGUUUCAAAGAUUAUUGAAACUUAUAAAUGUUGUGUUUUAUAUAAAAUAUUUUUAUUCAUAAUUCAGAUAAGUAAAAAUAAUUUUUUAUAUAUUCUGAUGUAUAAAAUAUCAAAUGUAUAAUAUUUUUAUCAAUGAAUCAGAUAAUUUAUUCCCAAAAAAAUUAGUGUGAAUAAGUUACCAAGUAAAAUUGUGUGUCACAAGAUUAACACUGUGAUAUUAAGAGCACCGAUUUUUGUUAAACAUUGUAUUUUUAUGUGCUUUAAUUACCAGUCAUAUGCUACAACUGAAUUUUCAUGCAAUAAAUAUUUUUUGUUGAAUUUCUCAAUUCAUACAAGAAAACCUUCAUGGAAAGUUGUCCCUAGGUCUUCUGCUCUUAGUUUUGGUUUACUUCUAAAAAUAAUUUAAAGUAAGGAUACAAUGCCUACAGAAAAAUUAAUUUUUUUGCUUGAUUAGAACAGACUUCAUGUAGCCACUAGUUUGUUUUCUCAAUGGCAAGUUUUGUGUAUUAAUAUCAUAGGGGUUGGUAUGUGUACCGGUGAGUUUGUUAUUUUUUUUAGUCAGUUAUUAUUGUUUGUUAGGGUGAAUGUGUUCAGCUUUUAUUGCAAUUACAGACUACAAAUUUAAAACUGUAUAAAUUCUGUGAAAAGAUUUGUAUUUAAAGCGUCAAAAAAGCUUUCCUUUAUUUAUCAUUUUAUACAUUAAAUGUAUUACUGUAGAAAAUGUUAUUUUUUUUUAUUAUUUUCCUCAAACAUUUCUGGAAAAUAAUAAAAUGAUGAGUUAAGUUAUAAUUUGAAUUAUAAUUAUGUGUAGCUAAUACAAAUUAAGCAUUAUACAAAAUAAUAAAUGUAAAUUGAAAUUCUGGAGUUUAAGAAAGAACAAAAUUAGACUUUCUAAAAGUUUCAUUAAUUGAAUAUGAAUUUCACCUGUUACACUUAAAUAUUGUACCCAAAUAUACAAAGGCCAGAUUCUUCUAGAAUCCAGUCCCCUUGUUAUAUCUGAUUAGAGUCUUGAGAUGUAAGACCAUGGUCCAUCUAUAAAAUAUGCUAUGGCUGACUUGAACUGAGGUCAGCAUAUAAUCUAAUGUUUUAGCUUUGUGAGAGGAUUUUUUUUGGUUUAAGGUACAAUAAGAUAAAAUACACUUGACCUUAAAUACUGUAAAUUCUGAAAUUUUUGUAUGCAUGAAUUAUUCGAUGUUGAAACAGCGGAAAAAAAAUAUGAGAUAUAUUAUUACCAUUUUAUUUUUGCCAAACGAAUCCAAGUUUUAAUAAUUACAUGGAAAGGUCAUUAAUGCUCUUAUUGAAAAUUUAUAGAAAAUCAUUAUUAUGAAGUCUCGGUAAUCAUGCAAGUAGACAUCUUCCAAUUGUGAUGAGUGAAGCAAAUGUUGAAUGUCAAAAAGUAUAGUUGUCAACUCUCCAGAUAUCAGCAGGAGACAUUUUUCUUUUAAAAUUUUGACACCCCACCCCCAGUGGCAGUGAAAUCAAACUAUUGUCAGCACAUAAUGUUUUUACACAAUUUGUAAUUUUCCACCUGCAUUAUAUGAAGUUUAAGCUAAGUAUUUCAUUAAUAAUUUGAAUGUUUGGUUCCUAUUUAUUUAAAACUUUUUAGAAUUGAACUACAAAAGUAAAAUUGAAUAUAAUGAAAAAACAGCACAUAGUAGGUUUUACACCAAAUGUUCUCUCAAAAGGAUAAUGUUGCCCAAAGUUCAGGUUCAGUCAUUUCAGUUUCUAUGUAUGGGCUGCCUUUUUUCAUUGCUUAGUUCCCAGUUAAAUAUCAAUACAUACGGCUGGACAGAAUGCUGUUGUUAUGAACUGUUAUUACACACAUACAAAACACGACAUGAUAUUUUGAUUGGUGAUUAGCAAGCUCAUAUUUUUAUUUUGUGUAUUCGUUAUGUGUGUAUGUUAAGCCUGGUAUCUUUGAUGAGUUUUUUAAAAGCAUAAUUUUAGAAUUGUACUAAAGAAACAAUGAUACAUUGAGAAGAUGUAGAUUGAAUGAAAGUAUAUGUACAUGUAGUAAUGUUUUAUGAUGUUAAGGGCAUCAGUACACUUAUAGGUGACUUAUAAAUGGCAUAUAUUGUAAAUAUUAGUUAAGGACAUAAUUUGUUUCACUGUUCUUUGAUUUGACUAAACGGAGUUCUAGGGUAUAUGUCAAAGAGACCCAACAGCUAAAAGAGAAACAACAUUAGUUAUUUGUCCCAAGGCUGGUAGAGGGGGCAGCAAUGAUCUUAUAUGGUUGGUUGGAGAAUGUUUAAUAGCCAUUGUUACAAAUUAUAAAGCCUGGUAUCUUAGAUGAGAUUUUACAAGUAGAAUUAAACCAUAAAACAACACAAUUCAGAUUAUGAGGAAAAUUUUUAAAUGCCUGUUGAAAGAAGAGAAUGCUAAGUAAAGGUGGUUAUGGCUUAUGCUGGCAUAUUUGUAAACUUAGAUCUGUGAGAAUAUUUUUCGUUUUUAUAAAUUUGAUACAUCCGACACACUGGUUGAAAGUAUGUAUGUUUUAUUAAAUAUGAUACACAACAAUUCAAUUUCUCAUUUGAUCUCAAAAAGUUAUUUUUUUAUAUUAUUCUUUCAACAUUUAAAUAUUAUGAACCUUCUCUUUUUAUAGAUUUGCUGUCUCUUUGGUUAUUUUUGAAUAUGCUGUUGACCCUAUAUAUUCUUUGGGAUAUUACUGGUCAGGUUGCUCAAAUUUCAAAUCUUGCUUAUGCUAUGAUGAAAGUUGGUCAAAGAAACCGUGAAAUAAUUUAUCUGUCAAUUUAUUGUUACUAAGCAACAUUUUCUUAUCAUGUAUUGUUCAGUUUCCAUGUUAUUUCAUACAAGCUAAACAGAAUCAUUUUUUUUAGCACUAUGAAUCUGAAGGCAAUGCAGGUUUCAUUGUAUUAUUACAUUAUUAAGUUUGAUUAAAGUCAUGUUCCAUAAUUGAAUAUAUGAGUAGGUCAGGAGGCACAUUGAAUAAAAUUUAACAGUUGUUUAAAUUUUUACAGCAGCUUUCAGAAUCAUACAUAGAUUUAAAAAAAAAUAUACCCCUAACCCUAACACACACACUUAAUUCUGAGCCAUUAGGGGAGGAUUAAUCUACUAAAUAUUUAUAGUGAUCUCAGACAGUGAGUUUUCAGCUUAAAGUGCUAAGAUUCUUUUAGGUAGAAUUUUUUAUUGUAAAAUAAAAUCCAAAUAGGAUGUAGUGUGCAUAAAACAGUCUGCAUAAUGCUUUAGAUUACAAAUAUGGCUGGUAAUUUUGCAGUAGUAUCUAGUAUAGGACAUUGUAAUCAGAUUAUUUGCACAUGUUGAACUUUCAUACAUUUUGAGCAAUUUAGAGCUUUGUUUUUACUCAUAUAUCAUGUGAAACUGUUAUUGUUUUACUUUUGUCUUCUUUGCUGUAUUAAUAGAAAUAUCAUGUUAGAUUUUAAAUGAUAUUGUUUAAUAUUUUAUGCAUGUUAUAGAGUCCAUGUAUGUUUAGUCUUGUUAUCUAUCAGAUUUUUAUUCUACGGCUUGAUCAGAUAUCUCAAUGUUUUUAUCAAUGCACUCGAGAGUCAAAUUUGUAUUCUGUUCAUUGGUAAUUAAAUAAACAGGACUUCUCUUAGAGGUCUUAAGUUAAAUAUUCUGUCUGAUAUGAAAUAAACUAUAAAACAUAA